Molecule: messenger RNA, 10881 nt
Organism: Conger conger (European conger)
Lineage: Eukaryota; Metazoa; Chordata; Actinopteri; Anguilliformes; Congridae
Exons: 2
Coding region: 218-4474 (1418 amino acids)
Source: RefSeq, a predicted model, not a curated record
CGCAAUGACAGUCUCGAGCGCCACACAAACAACUGUCGGCAAGAACUGCAACACAGAGCAACGACUCCACUAGGAGGGUCUGGUCGGUGAACUAGACACCGAGGAGUGAGACGGGGAUUCCUGGGGACUCCUGUCUCCCUCUCUUUCUAUUUUCCCGUCCCGGGUGGAAAAUAAUAUCCCAAAUAAUUAAUAUCUCGUGACAGCAGGGAAAAGACAAAUGGAAGGAGCCCAGACUGCUCUCAUUAACAGAGGAGACACCGGUCCGUACAUGAAGCUGCUGCCGGAAAACGACCAUUACAACUAUGGGACACAGGACGAGUCCAACUACGUGGAGCUGGACAACGUGCUCGACAUGAAGUCGGAGGGCAAGGGAACUCUGAAGGUAAUGAUUACUGGCGACAGUAACCAUCUGGGAAUAUUUAAAAGCAAGGGGGACAAAUCGAGUGUGGAUGACAACGGUCCAAGUGAAUGCGAAUUGAAUUUAACUAAUCUCCCCGGCAAGGACUGUGAAUCAACUCACAAAACAUAUUCAGGGGACAUUACAACUGAAAUUUGCGUCGUGGGCGAUUUCUGCUACUCUGAGCCAAUGUCGCCCUCGCUAGUCGCUCACAGCAACGGUGGUUUCGGGGACAGUCCCGUCAGUCUCGACGCCAUAACGGGACCUCACACUGAGAUUGUACCCUUAAAUGUAAAAGACCCUUGUAAUUUUAAAGAUGUUUCUUCAAAGAUUGAAGAGUUACAAUACACGGAUAUGUAUCUUUAUAAAGAUAUUGAAUCAGAGGACUGUGAAAGUGUUAUUUUAUCCGAUCGCAACGCUUUUGACAGCACGGAGGACGAGAGUCAUUUCAUAACCACACACGAAAUACAGCUGACAGAGUUAGACCACGACGUCGACGGGGAUUUUGAACUGGAAUCCUGCACCGACGUCGAAGACGACAACCUGGUCUAUUCGUUCGUAGAUUACGCUUCUUUCGACAGCGACGAGACGAUAGGAGCUGAUGUUGAGGACGACGGGAGCCUGGCGCCGGUGAGCAGUGACCAGGCGCUGUCGGAUAGCACGGCCCCCUGCCCCGGCGGCGCGCCGGCGGUCAGCGCCAGGGACGGGGAAGACCUGGGCGACUCGGACAAAUGCAUCAGCUCCGACGAGAGUCUGUCAAAGGUUUUUCAAAACGGCGACGGUAAUUCUGCGGGACAGAUUCACCUGUCAAUCAAAACUACUUCCAGAGCUAUAAAUAAGUCCUCCGGCGGCAAAGAAACGGAAAACGGCAGUUAUCUUGCCAAGCACGAGGGCGACUGGAGCCGCUAUGUUUAUAAAGCCAAAGACGGUAAAGGCGACGGGACGUGUGGCCGGGCGAACUGCUUCAUCCCAGCCCCGGGACGAGUGCACUUCGGCAGAAAGUUAAAAGGAAGGGACCUCGAGUACUCCAGCGGGGCUUCCAGUUCUGUGAGCGAGCUGGACGAUGCCGAUAAGGAAGUGCGAAAUUUAACGGCUCGGGCGUUUAAGAGUUUGGCCUGCCCUUACUUCGACGCCAUCAGUUUAACUUCCAGCGAGUCCUCCGUCUCCGAGUACGGACAGGCCAUCAACAACUGGCCUCUGCACGCAGGGGGACGCAGGCUGCUCUCGCAAAAAACGUCCACUUUUCAAGCGAGCAAGAAUGCUGGCGGCAUCAUCGGGUACACCCAGGCGAAAUUGAAUUCCCUCUUUGCUGUGAACGGCAGCUUCACAAAUGCCCACAAACCGUCAUCCGCCGCCAAAAAGGUAGAAUUCAACGGUCAGCUUAGCCAAGGGCAGAGUGCGUUCAUUGCUUUGGCUGAAACCGUCAAUUUCCGCUGCAAGGUGAACGAUGGGAGCGAAAGCAGUGCGAAAAUCCCAGAAACGGCGGGAGUAUCAGGUUCCAGAGAUGAAAAUGCCGGCGCUCUGCCAACGGAGCAGAGCACUGAGGCCGGUACCCAUCCCGGCGAAGCGGCGGAGGCCACCGACAGCGCAGAGCAAAAGGCCACAUUCGCAUCCAGUCUCCUCAAAAACGUAAUUUCCAAAAAAAUGCAAUUUGAGCAGGAGCGUAAAACGGGGCAAGAGGAAAACACGGAGACGGUCGCAGUGUGUCAGAACUCCAACACCUCCGAGGCUGCGUCUUUGGAGGAAAGCUCGAGACGGAACCAAUCAGAAAGCAAUGCGGAGCAGAGGAACGACGCCGCGUUGCUGCCGAGCGAAAACAGCGCGUUCAGGACAUGGAAGAACGGACUGCCCGGCCAAACGGGGGAGACGGCGAAGCCCGCCUCCGUCGCCGACAACUCGGGGGGAAAUAACAUCGACCCGAAAGCGGGUAGCGGCAAGAAUAACAAGACGUCUCAACUGUUUGUGCCUAAAAUUCAGCACUCGCAACCCGCAGGGCAGGAGCCGGGGAAGCAGGCUCCCGGCGGUGACAGCGCCGCGCGCGUCUUCACGGAGCAGGCGGAGGGAGGGGUGUGGAAAAUGCGCGCGGGCUACAAGCCGGCGAUGUCGGGUUGCGCGAGAGGCGUCCCCACAUCCAGAUCGCCAGAAAUCAAAAUAAGCGUGCGCACGGUGAACGACAACAAGGCGAAACCGUUCAACAUCGCGAGCCUGCUGACCCCCAACAUAGGCUUCAGCUCCGCCAAUCAGAUCCGGCCGGGCGACAACUCCCGGUCGCGGGCGCUCAUCGCGUCGCUGAAGGGGGAGUGGGCGGAGAGAACGCCGCACUUCAUGGUCAGGGACAUACGGGACAACAAGUACAAGCUGCUGACGCCCAUUCACCAGGUCAGAGACAUGCGCAAACUGGUGAAGAGCUCGUACCACUUUGUGUCUUUGGAAAACCGGGAGAAGAACGCCGCGGGUAGCAACGGCGAGCCGAAGGGCCCGGAGAGGAAGAACAUGGCGCUGUUCUCCCCCAUGGUGAUAAAGUGCCAGUCCGUGAACACCAACAGCAGGCCGGACAUGAGACGGGCCGAGCAUCUAAUGCAGGCCUUCAGACACCGGCCUCCCCCCGUGGAGGAAGCCUGCGAGCACGAGCAGUCGCCCCCCCCUCCGCACGGCGCUGAGCCCCCCCAGCGAAGAGCAGGCCAGACCUCCUCCUCCUCCGCCAAACACUCCGCCGGGGACACGCCCGAAACGCAGCAAAAGCUGAAGCAGGACUCCGUCGCCGGCGGUAAUGCUAGCGGUAAUGCUAACGGUAAUGCUAACGGUAACGCUAGCGGAAUUGCUAACGGUAAUGCUAACGGUAACGCUAGCGGAAAUGCUAACGGUAAUGCUAACGGUAACGCUAGCGGGAAUGCUAACAGAAAGAGGCCGGCGCAGAAGGCGGCGCUGGAGAAGCUGCAGGCGGCCGUGCGGACCAUGGAGGAGCUGUACGUGUUCGACAGGAAGGAGUGGCGCCGGCGAACACAGGCGCCGCAGCCCGUUGCCGACAGCCACGUGCUGUCCCUCAUCGCACGGCAGGAGCACGCCCAGUCCCCCCCAUCGCAGGCCGGCGACGCCCCGGGCAGCCAGGAGGGACAGGGAGCGGCGAAAACAUCAUCCCCUCCUCAGAGGAGCGCCGUGUUCAGUCACAGGAACGCGGCGGUCGCCCCGGGCAACGGGCAGAAGACUCCGCCCAGCGCCAGUAAAACGUAUCCGCCGCCCUCGGGCGCCAAGGCGCCGACGUCCGGCCCCAAACCCGCCGCGGAAGAGCGGGGCGAGGAGGAGAGGCCCGCUCCGGCUCCAGAGUCCGGCGGGAUCUACCUGAACGUCCCCGUCGACUCGGGGGCGCCCGACCCGGGCCCUCGCACGGCCUCCCCCCCGAAACCCGCCUCGUCCCCCGGCCUGGUGAUGCUGCCCGUCUCCGUGGGAACGCACGCCCUGGCGAUGCCGUCCUCGCCGGCCGGGCUGCCGCAGGUCAUGUGCUUCGCUCAGGCCACGCCCCCGCUGGCCGCGCCCGCGGCGGACCCCGCCCAGCCCACGCAGAGGAAGGUGCUCCUGGACCCAACCACGGGGCAGUACUACCUGGUGGACACGCCCCUCGCCCCCGCCACCCGGAAGCUGUACGACCCCGAGACGGGGCAGUUCAUGGACGUGCCCGCCCCGCCCCAGCCCGCCACGCCCGUCUCCCUGCCCCUGUCGCCCCUCUCCGCCCUCUCCCCCCUCGGGGCUGCCGUGGGACUGAGCCCCUGCCCCUACGCCACCACCCCCACGUACCUCAUCUACCCCGGCCUCCUGCCCCCAGCGGCCCCCGCCCCCGCCCCCGCCCCCGCCCCCGCCCCUCCCGCCCCCCCCGCCCCCAGGACUCUGCGCUCCGCGCACUCGGACGACGGUAACCGCGGCGACGCCAGCCCCGCCCACACGGACGGCUCCCCGCAGUCGCAGCCCGCCGCCACCAGGGGGCGAGAGAGCGUCAGCGCCCGCCAGCCGCACGGCCCCCGCAUCGUGGCCCCGCCCUCCUUCGACGGCGCCACCGUGAGCUUCGUUGUGGAGCACAGGUAAACGCCGCGGGGGGCCCCCGGCCAGGGGCGGCCAGUGAGAGCUCCCGGCAUCGGCUGGCGUUCUCGCCCGUAUGUUCCACCUCAUUAAUCCCGCCAGGAACCAGUGAUCCUUGGUCACCUUCACCAAUCAGAACACUGUCACUUUCCCGAUUCACCCCCCUCCCCCCACCCCCCCCUAAACCCCGUCCCCAAACCCUGUCGCAACGCAGCCCCGCUUUAACCUCCUCCGCAUGCGUCCAUUUUUAUGAACCCCAGCCUGAGAAACUGCUGCUCUCCUGACCCGUACAGUAGGGUAUAUCACCAGGCUGUGUGUCUCUGUGCGUUCAGUACCGCUUCAGGCUAACUGGGCUUUUUAUCUCCACCCAAAAGAGUCCAACCCUGCAGCACUGUGUCUAUUAAAAACAGCCAUUCGCCAAUCACAAACUCAGUCUUCUUCUAUUAAAUAUCAAAUUAAGCCAAGAGACUCUGCUAAGCCCAUACUGUUGCAUGCCAACAAAAUGAUUGUGGUAGAACAAUUUCUGGUGUUUCAGACAUUGUCUUUUCAUGGCACACAAAUACCAAAAUUCAACAGCGAGUAACCGCAAUAAGGUGCUAUUUAAACUGAGCCAUUUGGCCGAUGCUUUUAGCCAGAGCAACCUAUAAAAGAUGCAUUUAAAGGUGCAAAUAGGAAAAUUACCAAGAAAGCUACUGAUACAUUAAGUGCCACAAGACCCAAAAUAAUGUUACGCUUAGGGGUGUAAGGGCUGGGCAUAUCUGUCCCAGAGCGGGGACAGGAGUCAUUACGUGAUUACACAACGAGCCCUCAUCCCUGGAGAAGCAAUAAGAAUGAGAUUAACUCCCGAAGUUAGGCACCUUGGUGUAGCUCAGCGGGCCAAUCAUAUCUCUUGAUGUGUGGACGGUCAGAGUUCAAACCCACAGCAGAUCUGACUCCAAGACAAACAUAUGUGGGAUUACUCGGAUUACCCCUUUAACUCGUCCCUGAACUGCCUGCUUACACAGGUCUGCUGGACAGCCCUGAUCAGAACAGCUGUUUCAGGGGUCAGGGGUCAGGUGAGGCUGAAUCUGACAUCACGAUCCAGCCGGCACAGGAAUGCUUGACGUGAGGUUUCCGUGACGAUGCCUUGACGUCACUAAAUUAAAGACCCCCUAACGCAGGGAUCAUCGAAUCCAAAUCCAGCCCUGGUUUUCUUUUCUCCCGGGAAAUUAGUGCCAGACUGGUCUUCUCACCUGACUCCCAGAUACAGAGAGGAAGGGAAACCAGGCCGUGGUUUGCUGAUCCCUGCUCUAGAGGGAAUAAAAGAGGGACACUUUAUCGAAUUCUGUCAUCGUACUCACUACCUUUUCUCCGCAGUUUGCCCUGGAUGGCAAAAAAAAAGUGCUUAUAUUUUCAACUUACCAGUUAGCAUUAUGUGUUUUUGAACCAACUUUAUUGGUCGCCAACGUAAGAAACUUUGACGUUAUAUAGAGCCAGAUGAGACCCUUCAGAAUGCGCUCAAUGGAGAUGCAAGAUGCUGACACAAAAUACAGGCUAUACUGAGAGUUUGAUUUCUUCGCGUCGGAAGAGAACUUUAACUUAACCUAAAGUGAGAUAAAUACAUUCCCAGAAAAACAGAAAAGGGCGGAAGGGUUCGCCCAUGUUGGGGCGCUUUGGGGGGCGAAGUUGACCACCUGCAGGUUCGUUGGCGGCGUUUUAGUGAACAUUUUGAGACCCCAGACAGCCCCGCCCCCCCUCCCUCCCCUCCCUCCCCUCCCUGUGAGCUGAACUGAAGCCCGGUCCUGAAACAGUGCCCCCUCCUGGAGCUCAGAAGAGGCGCGGCCUCUCGCUUUACGCGCACAGAGCCGCUCCCGGCGGUACGCCAGGCGAAGGCCACACCGCGCUGUACAUAGCCGCGCUUACCGCCGCUCGUUAGCGUUAGCGUCUCGUUAGCGCCUCGUUAGCGUUAGCGCACGUUAGCAUUCGUGCUUCGCCGGGGGGGGGAAGGUCACGCCAAGGCGUGUUCUCUCCCGGCCGCUUCCGCUCCCGUUGGGCUCCGUGGUCUACUCGGGGGGGAAGACUCCUGAGUAGCCAGGGGGGGGUCUCGCGGAGCUGGCUACAGCUGGGGCUUUUUAGGGGAACACUCUCCCCUAUGCGUCUCCAGUUGCGCUGUAUCACCUCCCGUGUAACGGAGGUGACACACUGCUGCUUCUGUGUGUGUGUGUGUGUGUGUGUGUGUGUGUGUGUGAGUGUUUUUAGGGCCCAGGCUUCAGGUAUUCUGUGCGAUGUUAAACGAAACGCCGGCGCCUCUCCUCAGGCCAGGGGGAGGAGCGUUGAACCCGGAGGCAGGCUUCAGUUCCCCUCGCAGGGAUCCGGGGGGGGUGGGGGGGGGGGUGUGUUUAGGCUAGUGCAAAAGGUCACGACCCCGCCAGCGGCCCAACAAGGUUUCAACUCGCCCGUCAGCAGCCCAAUAUUGUAGAGCAGAAAUCAGACAGCUAUGAAAAAAACAACAACAUUGUGAUGAAAACAUUGAUUUUAUCUUCAUUGGGAUUCAAAAAGUAGUCAAUGAUUAUAUAGACAAAAAUACAGCUCCAGAAAUGGAUGUGUGGAUUCUAUAAUUAGACCGGGGGAAAGGGAGAGGAAGGUUAUGUGCACUCAGAGAAAGUAUUCCCAUAGCAUUACCGGUGGAUUACGAUUAUAAAUUCAUCAGGAAACUCCUCAAUACGAUUGGACCCCCUCAAUCAGACUAUGUGCCAUGAUUGGACAAUAUUCAUUCAGCUUGCGUUUUGAGUGUGAUGCAGCAAGUGCACGCGGAAGUCUUUUUACUUUUGUUUGGUUUUUUUGCUUCCAUAAAUCAUUAUAUUUCCUGCAUACAUUUUCCUUCCCAUUCAGAAGCAGGGAAGGCACAAGCUGCCUCAGGACUUGAAAAGUCGCCAUAAUUGGGCCCCUUUUGUUCGAAUGCUUUUUUGAGAAAAAUGGGAGCCAUAUUGAAAAAUACCUUUGUACAUAUAUAUAUAUAUAUAUAUGUAUAUAUAUACUCUCACUCAUAUAUGGUGAAUGACCUUAAAAUGGGGAGAUGUGAUGGUUCCACGAAACAAGGAGCUUUCGAGGCGAAGACGUUUUUGAGCCGUUGAGCCGUUGUCGGUACGAUGCACUGAGGCUGAAAUGAGCCGCUUUCAUCUGCUCUGUUUUUCUCUCUUUAUUUAUUGACGUCGUUUGUGAAAAGAGACCCCCGGAGUUCCCCCCAGCCACGGCGCACGAAGGCGGGAGAGCAGCGGCCUUUCCCCCGUAGAUUAUUUUCUAACCGCCCCGCGACGCGUUUGCGAUGCGUAGUUUGCUUUUGUUUGUGAUGCUGAGUUACGGGCGCUCCAGAACCGCUGGACGGUCUGAGGGCCUGCCUCCUGUGUGCGGACACGCUGGUGAAGAUUGCUGAUGUGACGUCGUUUUUGUUAAAGUGCCUUUUCCGGCAUGAUCUGUAGCGGCACGCCCCGGGCGUGCACCAAAGCGGUCGCGUCUCGACGGGGCACAGGAAGUGAUGUCACAGCCGAUAGACUUGCCUCGAGAGAAGAAUUAAGUUGAGGAAGGUUUGACCUUGGCUAGCCAAACAUAGGAUAGAUCAUUGGGACGGGAAGGUAGCCACAGAAAUUACGGGGAAUCUCUCUACAAAGGAUGUGGAAAGUAUUAGCACUACGUCGCUACCUAGCAUCCCUGCUGAAAUAAAAAACAAAACACCUCCGGCUAGGUUUUUAAACAGCUGGUUAGUUAGUUGACCAGUUUGACCAGCUCAAGCUAUGUUUUGAAACGGACAAAGCUAGCAGCACUAGCUGAUUGACCAGCUUAUACCCAGCUAGACCAGCUUUAUGACCAGCUUGACCAGCUCAAUUAUCAGGCUGGAUUUUACAUCACGGUCGAUCAGAUCGGACAUCACCGCCUGAAAUCUCCAUCGAGACGUGACACACAAAAGCUUGUAGGAAUGUGCCUGACUGCUGCGCUGGAGAUCUUACGCUUGAGCAGUGGAGAAGCCAGGCCAGAUAUCUGCAUGAAGCUGUCCUCAGGAUGAAGUCUGUCUCUGUUCCUUAAACUCAUGGAAAAUCAAUAUAUCCAAAAUGAUAAAAAUACGUAAUUAAAUUUAACGUAGGUGUUUAAGUGUCCAGAAGGUUCAAAAGAAAAAGAAACCCUUGGAAAGUAUGUUGUUGGACACAGUAGGCAGCCAUUUUAAGAUUUAUUUUGUUCUUUGAAUAGUAUUUACUUGGGAGCCAUUUUGUCAUAUAACAGCCCAGCUGCCUUUAAACGAAGUGCAAUUGAUUGUUUUUCUGUUUCUUUUUUUAUGAUUGUGUGCAUUAGCUCAACUUUAAAAUUGUAGUGUUUGGUUGAUAGACAGAUCUCUGUUUGUGUCCUAACCUGCACUGUUUUUGAAUGGUUUUGUUUUUUUUGUUGUUUUUUUUAUUUAUCCUGAGGUAAAAAAGAAUACUUGAUAAAAGGUGGCCUGUGCACCAAUUCACUGUGCUAGCAAACGCUGAGCGAACAUUGAGUGAACGGUGAGCGAACGAUAGAGUAUGAGCAAAUGAACGAACGAAUACUUCAUUCUCAGACACGGCAACUGUGAACCCAGCUUUAGGGUGACUGUUUUCCGCUGUUUGUGAAAAGAACAGAACAACGGAUAUGUGAGCAUUGUGUUAGUUUCCAGACCAACGCAUGGUAUAGCAGUAUAUACUAGUGCAGAAUUUGACCCACCCAUAAAUCAGAAACAAACACUCCCCUUGCUGAAGCAUGCCUAUGGCCGAGUGUGGCUCUGGCUGAUUGCAUUCGCUGGAAGUCAGAAUUCAGUCCGGCACCAAAUAUUGGAGUCGAUUGAUCACAUUGUUAACCAGGAGCCAGUUGGGCGAUUCACAGAUGGUGACCAACCAAUCAGAGAUCACAGAAACAUGACAGUCCACCGUUGGUCUCAGACAAACCCCACUCAUUACUGCGACUGUUACAGGUCCAGCAAAUAUUUCUAAUCUCUAGGCAAAGUGUUGCACGCAUUUUGCAAUUGGUUAAUUCAUCUAACAGCAACUGACGAGAAAACCUUUCCAGAUUGGCAUCAAAGAAUCGCCAUUUUCCAAGCCUAGAGACUCGAACAGUGGAUUUAAGAGGUGGUGGCAAAAAUUGUAUUUUUUUUUUUUUUUUUUUUUUUUUCAUAGCUUUCGGGCUGCUAAUCAGCUCAGCUUGGAUCAGAUUGUUUUGUUUACAGUGAGGAGUGAUUGUUUUCCACUGAAAUACUGUAUCACAUUUCUUCUCUCAUAAAGUGUGCCUGAUAUUAUAUUUAAAAAAACCCAGAGCUGGGAGCUUGGAAUUGGAACGCAGAGUGCAAUAAAAACUGAAUUCAGGAAUGUGAGCUGUGCUGUAACUACACAGGAAAUAAGCUUUUCACAAAGAGGAACAAACAUCAUAGUAAAUUAACGUUUUUUUCCAGUUCCAUUUUUAUUAAACGUGGAUCAUGUUUUGAGAAAGGGCUGUAUUUUCCUACAAUGCUUGUGUUGUCCUGUCUGCAUUCAAACAUUCCAAUUCUGAGGGUCCGGUUUCUGGAUUUUUUCAGGAUUUCACACGAAACACCCCCCCCCCCCCCCCCCCAAACUAACCCACCCCUCCCCAGACACCCCCCUCCGACCCCUGACCCCUGGAGGAAAGAGCAGAGCUGCUGCCCCUCCGGGUUCUCCGCAGGGAGGGGGGGUACUUUCCGGAAAAGGUCCGCUGCCAGUGCUUGCAAUAAGAGGGUCAAGACCAGGGGUGUCCAUUCCUAUCCAGAAAGGGCCGGUGUGUGUGCAGGUAGUUGUUUUAGCACAGGGCUAAGACAGCUGAUUCUACUCAUCAAGGUCUUGAUUAAACACCGCGAUUAGUUCAUUAGUGUAAUCAGGUGUGUUACUGCUGGGUUAAAACAAAAACCUGCACCCACGCCGGCCCUUUUAGGAUAAGAUUGGACACCCCCGGUCUAGACGGUGGAGAAGUCUGAAGGUGUGUGGUCAGAAUGUGUGUGUGGUGUGCAGAGGGUCAGAAGGAGGAAUGCAGUGGGCCAUGUGUAUAGGCCGGGGUCCAGGCAUGUGGCAGGGUGUGUGUGGGGGGGGGGGGGAGGGGUGAGAAUGCGCCCCCCCCUCCCCUCCCCUCCCCCAGGAGAAUGUCAAUGUUAUCGCACGGCCAACCGCGCUGGACAGACAGAUGGACAGAUGGAUGGAUGGACGGACGGCCCCGCCGGACGACAGGAAGGGGAAGUGUGAGAGGGAACGCGAGAGUUGCCCCGGCGAAGUUUCGCAGAGGACGACGCAGAGACGAUGAACAGAGGGCACGAGAAAGACAGAGAGAGAGAGAGAGAGAGAGAGAGAGAGAGAGAGAGAGAGAGAGAGGGAUUAACUGUAAAAUGAUGGACUACUCAUAUUGUGAAAUAAAUGGAUUUUUUG